Messenger RNA from Penicillium cataractarum, 1119 nucleotides. RefSeq lists its product as uncharacterized. The record is from RefSeq and is a predicted model, not a curated record. The transcript is spliced from 5 exons. NCBI's taxonomy places the organism in Eukaryota, Fungi, Ascomycota, Eurotiomycetes, Eurotiales, Aspergillaceae. The coding region runs from base 1 to 1119 and encodes 372 amino acids.
AUGGGCUCAAAAAUGCCUCUCGUUGGUCCCAGUUUAGCCAUUUUCAUCGUUUCGAUUGUGAUGAUGGUUCUUUCGAUCGUGGCCGUCUCUCUGAGGACUUUCGUACGACUCUAUAUCGUUCGAGCAUUUGGUUGGGAUGACGCUCUUAUGCUGGCAGCGCUAGCAUUAUUCGUGAUCUUGAACGCAUGUAGCUUCAUUGGGGCCAUGAAUGGGGCUGGCCGUACUAGCGCUGCUUUCAAAAAUCACGAAGUCUAUAGAACGGCGUUGCUGUACUGGUGGCUCUGUCAGAUCUUUUACACAUGGGCAUCCGCACUUGCCAAAGUAUCUAUCGCUGUCGCCCUCCUUCGAUUAACGGUCAAAAGAAUUCACCGAAUCAUCAUCUGGGGCACUAUCGGUCUUACGCUUGCCGUCAGCUUCAUGUUUUGGCUGGUGCUACUUCUUGAUUGCCACCCAAUCUCAUACUUUUGGGACUAUGCAGAUCCUUCAAAGUCAGGAAGCUGCAUGUCCGCGAAUAAUUUGGUCAAAGUUGCAUAUGUUUACAGCUGUUUGACGAUUAUAUGCGACUUGACACUCGGACUCCUGCCGAUAUUCCUCGUCUGGAAGCUGCAGAUGAACUAUCGGACGAAGAUUGCGGUUGGCGGAAUCCUCAGUAUGGGCGCGAUCGCAAGCGUCGCAGUCAUUAUCCGAAUCCCGUUCCUCCAUUUCUAUGCUGACACAAAUUUCCUCCACUCUACCUAUCAAAUAGCCAUCUGGUCAGUCGUCGAAACAGGCCUCGGAAUCACAGCAAGCAGUCUCUUCACUCUCCGACCACUCUUUCGUUGGCUACUCGACGAAAAGUUGUCCUACGGUCGAAACACUCGCAGUCAAGGACGAGACUAUAACAAAUACGCGCUCUCCAGUUUCAACAACGACGGGUUGAGGGUAGGUAAUAAUUCGGGAAAUCGGUCUUGCAAUGACGGCAAGGUAGUCAAUCAAGUCACAAUUCCCCCACUCCGGGAUUUUAUGACUGGUAACAGCAGCGAAGAAGCUUUGUACCCUGAGCCAAAUCCCAUCACUUCGGGGAACUAUGUCACGGUCUCAAGGACAUUUGUACAGACUAUUUCAGAAAGAACGAAAUAG